Messenger RNA from Cryptotermes secundus, 2163 nucleotides. RefSeq lists its product as uncharacterized. The transcript has 2 exons. The record is from RefSeq and is a predicted model, not a curated record. NCBI's taxonomy places the organism in Eukaryota, Metazoa, Arthropoda, Insecta, Blattodea, Kalotermitidae. Bases 767 to 2140 code for a protein of 457 amino acids.
CUUAUUUAAGUUCUAUAUCCAUUUGUAACUUACUUAUUGAUUUACCCCCGUACAUCAAGUCCCCCAAAGCGUAUAAUGUUUAAUUAGUUGAGCAUAGGGACAAUUUUACCCAUGAAAUUUAUUCAAUUUUGUUUACUUUUUAAAAACACGGGGUGGGGGGGCAAAUACAUGGUUCCCUCACCAGUAAUAACGUCUCGAAAUGUUACGGGCAACACGUUCAUAUAGGUAUACAUCGAGAGGAGUAUGUUCAAGGAUGUCUUAGGCAUUACGCGCGUACGUAUAUUGCGUUGAUGUAACAGAUAUCACGUGACAGUAACUUGCAGGAUAACAGACAUCACUUGCUUCUGUCCCUUAUGCAAUUCAACUUGCGUGUGUAUUUUUAAGGUAACCUACGCGGUAACGAAUUAUUAAUUCACGAAACGCCCGAUUCAAGUACCGCGAAGUUUCCUGCACUGAUAUGGUAUUUUUAUAUACCAUAUUCACAAACGCUAGACGUAGAGAUUCUCAAGUAAAGAAGGCUCAAUAAUAAAUUGAUCAGUCCGCGUGAUAUUGGCUGUCAAAGUUCAGCCUUCACACAAACAAAGCAACAGUUUAAACUAAACUGAACUGUGGCUUAAUAUUAUCUCAUUCCCAUAUAAAUUGUUACUCAAAACUAUGAUUCGCUUAGGUACAAAACACGAUAUUGAACUGAGCUAUUAAUAUUAGAGAAGAAUUCUGAAAUACAAGACAUCUGAAGAAUGACUUUUUGCUGAACAUCGCUAGGACAAUGUUUAUGAUAUUACAGAGUGUGCUGAUGCAGACGUCUGCUGCCAACAUUGCCAGGACCAUAUUGUAUAUGGUUUUACUAAGUGUGUUCAUGCAGACAUCUGGCCAAGUACAGAGGCACGCUAUACAAUGUUUGGUCGAAAUUUCAUCAAGACACUUGACAUCAGCACAUGCCCUUGUAGUUUCAUAUAACAGUGCUCAGUUUCAAGAUAAUCAAAGCACAGUUUUCGGAAAGGAAUGUCGUAACAGAAGAAACGCAUUUUAUUUAGAAAUUGACUUUGUGGAUAAACUUCUAUGCGAUUUACAGGAGUCAGAAAAAUGGUUGUCUUUAGUUUAUUUCAACAAUAUGAACGAGAUGCCACAAAAUCGACAUGGAAGUUACAUGAUAAUAUCAAUGCAUCACCAUCGUCAAACUGUGGUACAAGAUAUAUCGGCCCAGGUGAAGAGACUCAGAAGUGGAUGGAACUGGAAUCCAAGAGCAAAAUUCGUAAUAUCAGUGACAAAUGCGCAAGUAAACUCUACCGAAGAGCUUGUGGCAGACCUUUUUGCCGAAUUAUGGAGAUGGAGGGUGGUAAAUGCUAUUGUUCUGAGCCCUGCUCCAGGACCGUACAACGCAACUCAACUAGAAGUGUACACUUGGUUCCCAUACCAUCCACCUGGUCGAUGUGGUAACGUUAGAGACGCGGUUGUGCUGGAUCGUUGGAUUGUCGAUGAGAGAGGUAAUGGGAACUUUCUGUAUAAUGCAUCGCUGUUUCCAGAGAAAGUUCCAAAUGAUCUCCAAAGUUGCCCCAUAAUCGCUUCAGUUUUUGAGUUACAACCAGCGGUAAUGAGUAAGAGAGGCAUGGCACAAGGCUCUGUCUCCGCGCACACUGUGUUUAACGAAGGCAUUGAGAUACGACUACUCCAAGAAUUAGCAAAAAGCAGCAAUAUGUCUAUUGAAUAUACACAACCAUCAAUGGAUGAGUUAUGGGGAGUUCCCCUAGAAAACGGAUCAUGGUCGGGGACUUCAGGUCAACUAAUUCAAGGUUCGGUGGACGUGGCUAUGGACUUCUACUUUUACAGAUGUGACGUAAUUAAAGAGACAGAAUGUCUGACACCUCACUUGAUCGACAAGGUGCGGUGGUAUGUUCCAUGUGCUGCACCUUAUCCUGGCUGGAUGAGUCUCAUCAGGGUGUUUACUCUGUCACUCUGGUUGGGGUUCCUGGCAUCUUAUUUCAUUGUCGCUGUAGCCAUGUGGCAAGUGGUAAAAAUAAGCAACAAGAUGUUUGUAAGGCCAACUGAGAACCAGGCUUAUACCAACCUCACUAAGUGUCUCAUCAACUUCUGGGCAGUUAUCCUAGGUAUUGUUAGAAUGACAAAACUAAUACGGAUGUAAUGGAUGGAGGACGUAAGUGAUGA